AUGACUUCGAAAGAUGAAGAUAAAAUAUUUGGCCCCUUAAAGGAGAGGUGGUUAGAUGUGAAUGAGUUUAGGGGGAUGAGCAAAAGAACAGGGGAGACACAAUUAUUUCGGAAAAUAGGAGGUUGGGUUAAUGAAAUGCUAAAGGAAAUGUUGAAUGAAGGGAGUAAAGGAAUUGCUGAAGGGCUAUGCGCAGAAGUAAUGGAAGAAGGAAGAAGAAUGACAGAGAGCGAGUUAGAAGUAUGCGCCUUUAUUGUUAAAAAUUUAUGGGAUAUGAGAACAAGAAGUAAGGAUCAAUGUGGAAAAGGAAAUAUUAAUGAGGACAUGAAAGAAUUCAUACAAUGUGAAGUGCUGAACAUGUGGUUAUAUGAAUACCAGAAUGCGCAUUGUAAAACAGCUAAUAAUGUUAUAGGGGGUGCAUUCGAAGCAAUGAAAAAACUUGACGGAGAAUUCAAAAUGAAUGCAGGAUGUAAGGAAUGCGCACCCAAAAGGUUGGACCUCAUAGAAAUAAAUGGUCAUCCAAUGUUAGGAACUAUUCUUAGUAUUGUUAAGGGAGAACAGAAAGUUAUGAAAUUAAUAGAGAAGGAACCAAAAGAUCCAUGUCCACAACAACAACCACAUUUAACAACAGCAGCAGCAAAGGGGACGACCGCCAUCACGCCAGAAGAACAGUUUGCCAAUAUAUUAGAAGGUUGGUUAAAACAAGGAACAGUAAGUAAUGAAAAUGGAGCUAUAAUUUCGUAA
Messenger RNA from Plasmodium coatneyi, 741 nucleotides. RefSeq names its product SICA antigen. The record is from RefSeq and is a predicted model, not a curated record. The transcript has 2 exons. NCBI's taxonomy places the organism in Eukaryota, Apicomplexa, Aconoidasida, Haemosporida, Plasmodiidae. The coding region runs from base 1 to 741 and encodes 246 amino acids.